Triplophysa dalaica is the source of this 6768-nucleotide messenger RNA. RefSeq names its product tau tubulin kinase 2a (gene ttbk2a). Gene Ontology annotation, biological process: peptidyl-serine phosphorylation; cilium assembly; signal transduction. The transcript has 16 exons. Lineage: Eukaryota; Metazoa; Chordata; Actinopteri; Cypriniformes; Nemacheilidae. Gene Ontology annotation, molecular function: protein serine/threonine kinase activity; ATP binding. The record is from RefSeq and is a predicted model, not a curated record. Gene Ontology annotation, cellular component: cytoplasm; nucleus; ciliary transition zone. The coding region runs from base 626 to 4177 and encodes 1183 amino acids.
AGUUUCUUUUAGACAAACUUCAGAUCCAUAUGUUGCUUGACGACUACAUGUUUAAUGGCAGUCCAUAAUGAUUGUUUAUGGUCAGUCACAAAAAGCUGUGCAUUUUAGUAUAUCACCCACAAUUUUCAGGCUGUCACAUAAUUAUGCAAUUUCGUCUUGUUCGACAGCAGAGAGCGCUAUUCACUUACAUCUCGACUAGAGAAGCGCGCUCUCGGAGAGUCCGCGGGCACCAGCAGAGUGGAAUUCUAGUUCACGCGCCUGCUGUUGCGAAGGGCGAUAGCGUCGCGAACGAGCGCGCAGCAGACAGACUGAUCGGAGAAGGACGUCACGAAUCUGCAGAGAUGCUGACGGAACAGCGAGAAUAAAGGGACGUAUACGCUGCUAUCCGUGCAUAUGUCAGAGCGCAGAAUACCUCCGUUCGUCUUCAUGGAUUAGCAUUUCCCGUAUUUAUACCAUUUGACGUCUUCAACAUGAUUGUUAAGUUUUUUUGUGAGAUAAAAUAACCACACCACACCCGGCGCUGUGAGGAUCGGGAUUGAGCAGGCACCUUAAGGCUCCAAUGCCUGCCUCAGACCCCUCUCGCCGGCGUUAGGGGACAAGCUCAGAGCAAAUCACAGAAGACAGAAUGAGUGCAGGGCUGGAGCAGACAGACAUCCUGUCUACGGGCAUCGUGGUGAAGGAACGAUGGAAAGUAGUGAAAAAAAUUGGUGGUGGUGGCUUUGGAGAGAUCUACGAGGCUCUGGACCUAAUGCUCCGAACCAGCAUGGCUCUGAAAGCAGAGUCAGCCCAACAGCCUAAGCAAGUUUUGAAGAUGGAAGUGGCGGUGCUAAAGAAACUUCAAGGAAAAGAUCACGUUUGUCGUUUUUUUGGAUGUGGCCGCAAUGAUCGCUUCAAUUAUGUUGUCAUGGAGCUUCAGGGUCGUAAUUUAGCAGACCUGAGGAGGAGUAUGAACCGCGGCACUUUCACAGUCAGCACUACUCUCAGACUGGGUGUGCAGAUACUGGAGGCUAUUGAGAGCAUCCACUCAGUGGGCUUUUUACACCGUGACAUAAAACCGUCCAACUUUGCCAUGGGCCGCUUCCCCAACACAUGUCGCACUUGCUACAUGUUAGACUUUGGCUUGGCUCGGCAAUUUACUAACUCCUUACAAGAAGUCAGACCGCCCCGCCCUGUUGCUGGUUUUAGGGGAACGGUGCGCUACGCCUCGAUCAACGCUCACAAGAACAAGGAAAUGGGAAGACAUGAUGACUUGUGGUCCUUGUUCUACAUGCUGGUGGAGUUUUUGGUCGGGCAGCUACCCUGGAGGAAGAUUAAGGACAAGGAGCAAGUGGGGAAGUUAAAAGAUACAUAUGAUCAUCGGCUCAUGCUCAAACAUCUGCCCCCGGAGUUUAGUGUCUUUCUGGACCACAUCAGCAAUCUGGACUAUUUCACCAAACCAGAUUAUCAGCAACUGAGGACCGUUUUUGAAAAGAGCAUGAGAACUUACAACGUAGUGGAGAAUGACCCCUAUGACUGGGAAAGGAUGAGCUCAGAUAGCACAAUGACGAUCAUCACAGCGGCAAACACCCCACAGCACCACACACGCCUCACGCCAGCUCAGAUGGGCAUUGUGAAUGCCUCCAUGGUGCCAGGAGAUUUUCAGAAAGAGAACACAGAUGAAGUUCUCCAGGACGAGCAUCUCAGUGAUGGCGACAAUGCCCGGCCUGAGAACCUUCCUGGGUCUCCAAACCAUCCUCUCGGGCACCAGGAAACCGAUGUAUGGGAGGACCUGGACCGUAAUCGUAACCAAAUCUGUUCUCCAGUCUGGAAGAUGGGAACAGAAGGGGAGCAUAGUAACCACGGAAAUCAGAGCCCCCAUGGUGGACCCAGCAUCGGUUCUCCGGUGCGAGUCCGCUCAGAGGUGGUGCCUUCAGACAGAGACACUCCUCUUCUGAGGAAACUGCGCAAUAUCCAUAGUUUUGAGCUGGAGAAGAGACUCACUUUGGAGACCAAACCCAACACAGAGCGCUUUGUGGAGGCCUGUAAGCAGCCACCUGCUCCAGUGAAGGAAAGCGAUGGUAAUGGUGUCCUUUGCUUGGCUAAUGGAAAUCAAGGAGAGCGCGUUUGGCACUACGACGAGGAAUUCCGCUUGAAUGAUGGCUCACCCAAGCUUGCCUCCCUGGCGUCUCUUGAGCUCGGCGACGGCGCUGCUAACAGCGGCUAUGUAGCUCUAAACCUGAGCUCAGGGUUGCAGGAUGUCGAGUUGCGAGACUGGGUGAUUGUGGAGAAGGGCUCUGAUCUGCAGGACUUCAGAGAGGCGGUUGGAAGCAGCCCUGAUCGGGAGGCCAAAGUCAGUAAGAGCCCAUCAGGUGAAUGUGAAGAGGAGCCAGAGGUAUUGCAGCCAAUGGAUGAAUCACCGGAUAAAGAGUCAAGUCCUAGUCUAGUACAAGGAGACAUCCUUACACCUCACACCAGCCAGGACCCAAUAAGAAUGGACCGGUUGGAACUGAGUGUAGUUCCUACAGCAGGUGGACCUCCUGUUACCCCAACCAGCCAUGGUGAGGCACUGGCUGAAGGGGCGCUAACACAGCUGCCCACUUCUCCUGCAUCCCAACUUGAGGAGCUUGUGGCUAGGACGUGUAGCCCCCUGCUCCUGCGCUCCCCCAGCCCGAACACCUUCUUGACCACCCUGUCGGACCCCCUGCACCAGCGUGCCCCACCCGGGAUGCACCGCAGACAGUCUGCUGACCACCAACACCACCCUUCCUCCUCCACCUCUUCGUGCCACGCCUCGCUGCCAUUGCCCUCCCAGGCCCGUGCUGUCUGUUCACCUGGACGCAGGAAACUUCCUGCCAUUCCAGCAGCAGGUGCAAAUACCAAGUUCCCCUCAGUCAUACGAAUCACCCGCGCUCAGCUUCAACAGUUAACUGCUCAGCGGCCCUCUGUGCUGACCUCCCAGUUUGCAUCUGAGAGUGCUCCACUGGAAAGACAGGAUGUUGAUAAUGGUAACAAUGAGAUCCAUCCACAAGAGAACACAGCAGAGAUCAACUCUCUGCAGGAGCUGACCCCUCUCCAACCCACCAGCCCCUCGAAUAGUGAAGGGAAUGUUUUAAUAAAUGGUAAUGGCAGCCCAGUACCGAUUCUGAUGCCGUCUCCAUGCACACCUCCUUCUCCACAUAGUCCAGUUUUGAUGAACGGCUGCCAUACACCUCCAUCAAGUGCUCAGAGAGACGCCAAUGACCCAAAAGAACCCUAUAGUUAUUUUCUUCACAACCAGUGCUCGCCGAAGGAGGACAAAGAUGGUGUUUCCAACAGAAAUGUCAGUCCUACCCCCGCGCCUCCAGCCUCCGCUCAAAAUCCUCGACACAGCCGUAUUCCAGUGUUGGAAUCUUUUAGCCUUCUAGACCCACCACCAGGAUCUGCUAAAGAGAAAUUGCUGCAGAAGAGAGUUCACCACAUCCCCAUUUCACCUUCCGCCUCACCCUCAGUAUCCUCAGAGAGGAGGGUUAUCGUGGCUGCCAUGCAGCAGGAUCAGCUCUCCUCCGCCUCUUCUGAACGCUCUCAGGAUGACGAGUCCGACCGCCAGGGGGAAGAUGCACCAUCGCUGUCUUCCUCCUCCAGCCCUCUUUUACGUAAAAGCAGGAUCCCCCGCCCUGUCACACCCACAAGUACUACGGAAACUGUUACAUCACACUUUCUGCCCCGGCCCCCUCCAGGAAAACCACCCAACCGCUCCACUUUGGAUGGGAGGCUUCGACGUUACAGGAUUCGUGCCAGUAGCACCAGUGACCCAGAACUGCUGACUUGUCUGGCCCAGCUAAUGAAGGCCAGUUCAUCCCGCAGCUCUUCACACCACAUCCGUUCCUCGCCACAACACACCGGUGCCAAACACAUGUUUGUCAGUCCAACCAACGCUGUUCACAUCCUCCACCAACGAAGCUCUAGCGCCUCCCCCCGCAGCUCCUCCUCACUACAGCGCUCCAUAAGCUCCUCCCCGUCCCGCCACGAGCACCGCGCGGGCAAUAUGGGCCGCAGCCGCUCUCCUCCCAGUUUUUCGGGAUCACCUCCUAUACGCCGCUUGCAUCCUCACAUACAUGAAGGAUGCUGUGGCCGUCAGGCCCGCUCCGCUACUGUACACACCCAGCGGGGAAAGGCCGGCAGCCGUGAGGUCAGGUGCUCCAGCAAGCUGAGCAGAUGAGUAAAUGAAUUUAAAAGGGAGCAUAUAGUUCCUGCGUUCCUGCAUCUUUUGCCAUUCUAGACGCUCCUUUGCCUUCUUUUUGUCAUCGGCCUCAUUUUUGAAAUUUUAGCCUGUAGAACACUAAAGCUUGAUGAGAGAACUUAAAAGUUUAUUUGUGAGGCAGAUGGACAAAGUGCUUUGUAGUUAUUUGUUACUUUUCUUUAAAACAUUCCAGAGCUUUUAAGAAGAUGAUUGUAUGUAUUGAUAUGGAGUUGUUUAUUUGCAUCAAGCUCGGCUGUUUUAUAGUAUUUAUUGGGCUAUUUAUUUAAAGUUUGAUGCACAUUGCAGCUCUCAUGAGUGCAGUGGCAGGUACACUGAUUAAUCAUGCCACCCUCUCUCAGUUUUACUCUUGCUGUGUGCUUUAGCUACUGUCAGCAUCUUGAGGUGUUGUUUUCCAAGGCAUAUUCGAAACAAUCCUGAACGUGUUGAUGCAUCCAGGGUGGUUUUACAGCGUAUGCUUGCAAUGCAUUGAUCAAAAAGUAAUAUUUGUGGUAAUGUAGUAUGGUAGUGUAGUCCAUGUUUCUGGCCAAAGUGAGUGCAAGACGAAUGCCAACAAGCAGUUGUUCUUCCUCAAAUAAAAAUAAAAAAAGCUGAUCAUGGAAACAAUCAUGCAAGUGUUCUUGCACUUUGAUGUGCCUAAAGAACUUUUGCUUUGGUAUAUACUGUAUGGGACAUGGCAGGGUCAAGCUUCCAAAAUCUGGAGGAACAAGACAGUUUGGGUUUUUCUCCCUUUUGUUUUGACUAGAUUUUCUGAGUUAUGCAGUUUUCAGUGACACUGGUCCAGAUUUAGUGCACAAUAAUGCACAAUAUAUAAAUGUAUAAAGUUAUAUAUUUAUUGGGUAUUUGAAUGGCCAUUUAGAAUAAUUAAUACACAUAAUCACUACUGUCCGUAAGGGUUGAACUCUUAUAACAAAUAAGAUAAACAAAUGAUAGCUGAUAACUAACUGAUAACUGAUACAAUAGCCAAUCUUUGACUAAAAACUAAUUAUUAUAUGUGCCAUCUAAUGUCCGAUCAAUAUUGAGGGAAAUGGUUUUACAUUCCAAAAGCUUAAUAUUGGUUCAAGCACUUUCUUUCACACUUAAGUUAUCUUACUUAUCUCAUAAAAAAUAUUUUUCUAAAAAGCAUGAAACUUAUUUUCUUUAAAGACUGAGGCAUCAACUCCCUGUCUUCCUUGUUUUGCUUAUAAUACACUGUAUUGUAGCAACAGUUCCCGUACAUGAACGAAUCUUUGCAUGCGCCACAGCAAAAUAACAAAACGCUUACAAUAAAACACAGCUAACUUUUUUUCUGUACUGUACCUGACAUUUGUAGCCUGAGAAGUACUGCUUGUAAAUAGUUUUCCCCCUGGCUUGUCUUAAAUAUAUUCACAUUGCCCACACUUUAACUUGAAAUCAGCACUAAAGGAGAGAUUGUCUGUGUUAAACUGACUUUCUUAAUGCUUGACUGUAUGUGGUUUGCCGGAGCAUGUGAGAUAUUGACAGAUAAAAUCAUGUUUAUAUUUUCUCCCAGGGACUGAGGGAAAGACAUUUUUAAGAUUUUUAGUCAGCAAUUAUUUAUAAUAACCAUUACACUAUAGUGUCGCAUUUAUUGUUGUUAAUAGGGCAGAUGUAAUUCAGCUUUCACCUGUCCCAAGACGCUUUUCAGUUAGUAGAUAGGCUACCAUCCCUGCAAUAAACCCAGUCUAAUGGCUAUAGGAGGUUACAAGGUUUUAUCAUAUAACAUUUAAAUGGCCUUUAGAAGAUAGUAAACAUUUUCCCAGAUUUUCCAGACAACUGCAAAAAGGCAGGUGUAUGUAUUCACAACAUACUUUAAGCUAAGUAAAGUGAUUUAACCCUAUCAAUGUUUUAUCACAACAACAAAAAACUGAUUUCAACAUGCAAUAGUACAAUAAGAGAACAAAUUAAUUUUUAAAGUCUUUUCACCUCUCAUCUUAAAGUGCAUAGAGGGAGGUUCACUUGGUCUUAUUUAUUUUUUCAAAAAUCUAAAACAAUUUGCCUUUUGUAAUAUAAAUUCACUAAUGUCUUAAAAUCAGUUUAAUACUAAAUUUUCCAAGAAAGCCUAUUCAAACACAAACUUCUGCACUAAAUAUGCUCAGUUUAAGUCUGUUUUCAUUGACAUCCAUUUUAUUUAAGUAUUAAAUACUUUUACUGCACAGUAUUUCUUUCCCUGCAUUUUUGUCAUCUGUAAGAAUCUUUAGAAAGAUUUAAAUAAAAACUAGACUGUAAAAAAUGUCCAAAGGGUCAAUUCUUCUAUUAUUAACUACAAUUUGUAUUUGUAUCACUAUUAUUUAAUAUUUUUCUUACCGCAAAAUGUUGGUCUCUGUGAGGUUAAAUGUAUUGUACAGUGUACAAAAGAUUGCUACGGGGAGGGUCUGCAUUGUACAUUAAUGUAAUUAUUUUUCAUUGUCAAUUUUAAUUUGUAUCAUAAAUGCCUUGUAUAGUGUUUUUUGUUUUGUUCAUUUUUUGUUGUUGUUGUUUUUUCCUUUUUCAUUUGGAAUUAUUUUGUAUUUUAUUUUUAUAAACUUGCUAUGAAUAAAAUUUUCAUUGAGCAU